AUUGAAUGACAUGACAAAAAUAAAGCUCUUAAUGAUGAUGAUGAUGAUGAUAUUGUUCUCCUCUUGCUCCUCCUCCUCCUCUUCUUCUUCUUCUUCUUCUUCUUGUGUCUUUCUUGCUUCUUUACCAUUGCUUAUCACAUUCCAUUUCUAGUGUUCUUCUUAAUUUCAUAUAAUUAUACCAAAGAACAACCCUUUGGUGACAAUUGUGAUUUGGGUUGUUCUUUUUUUUUUUUCUCUCUCUCUUGGUGACAAUAAGAAGAAGCUCUAUAUCUUGAACAUCGUUCUUGAGUUCCCUUCCCACAUUAUAGGUUUUGAGCUUUUCUUGAAUCUUGAAGAUUGUUCUUUUAGUUUCUUUCCUUCUGUCUGAAUCUUUUUUUCUUGUGUCAUUUAGAGGUGUUGAAUACAUUAUUAUACACUACUAAAUGGCACAAUUACCUCCAAAAAUUCCAAACAUGCAACCAACAUGGCCCGAAUUCUCACAUCAUCAGAAAUUGCCUUCCAUGGGAAUUAUAGCACCUUCUAACAACAAUGCUGCUGCCUCCACCGCCGCCGCCGCCGCCACCACGACGCAAAACCCUUCAUGGGUAGACGAAUUCCUCGACUUCUCAUCGGCGAGACGUGGGACCCACAGGCGGUCAGUUAGUGACUCAAUUGCAUUCCUUGAAGCACCAUUGAUAGAAGAAUGUCGUGCCAUAGGUGCACCUCAUCAUCAUCAUCAUCAUCAUCAUGGCUCUGGACAUAACAGUAGCAGCGACUUCGAUAAAUUUGACGAUGAACAAUUCAUGUCCAUGUUCAAUGAUGAUAUUUCCAAUGCGGUGGCGCCUUCCUGCUCCAACCCAUCAACGCCAUCGGAUCAUAAUAGCUUUAAUGAUGAGAAAGAACCGACGUUGUCUGAUCAAAAGCAGCAAAAGAUAAGAAAUGAGUCUGAUGAGGUUCAAAGCCAAUGCCAAACGGAUACACAAAAUCCAUCAAAUGCAACCAAUACCACUUCCAGUGAUCGAAUUAUCGAUCCCAAAAGGGUCAAGAGAAUCUUGGCAAAUAGGCAAUCUGCACAAAGGUCACGGGUAAGGAAGCUACAGUACAUAUCUGAGCUUGAACGAAGUGUCACCUCAUUGCAAGCUGAAGUCUCAGUUCUAUCACCAAGGGUUGCCUUUCUAGACCAUCAACGCUUGCUUUUGAAUGUUGAUAAUAGUGCUCUCAAGCAAAGAAUUGCUGCCCUAGCUCAAGAUAAGAUUUUUAAAGAUGCUCAUCAGGAAGCAUUAAAGAGAGAAAUAGAGAGACUAAGGCAAGUUUAUCACCAACAAAACCUCAAGAACAUGGAAAAUGCUACAGCAUCACCAUCUCCAGCAACUGACUCCACAGCUCCUACUGAGAAGGGACAGCAACUACUCCAAGUUUAACUCCUUUUUUUUCCAGUGAGUUUGUUCAAGCAUGGUAAACUGACCAGUAAUCUCUCAUUACCAAGAACACACUACAAUCCUCUUUUCACCAAAAAAGAAAAAAAAAAAACCAAGAAUUUGACAUAUAAUCUCAAUGUCAAAAAGAAAUAAAAGAUUCUUGGAGAAAAUUUUGGAGAUAUGUUGAGCAGCAUCAAAAUAUAUUUUUUUUCUUGGAAUAAUUGUAACAGAACAAAAGCUACAGGUUUCAUUGGUCACUUCACCAUGCUUCCCCAUUAAAAAAAAAAAAAAGGAAAAAAGAAGAAAUAUUUACUGGAAAGGAGUCACAUUCAUAGAAGAAGAGGGGACUCUAUAUUAUAUUGGUGCUCUCUGCUGGUAAUCUGUACAUUCACGUGAUGUGUUCACAUCUGAUUGGGGACCACUCAACCUUGCAUGAUUGCAUUGCAGGAAAACACAUGUGCAGCUGUGAGUUAAAAGGAAAAAAGAAAAAAGAAAAAAAAAACAGACAAGAAAAAGAAAGAAAAUUGUCUUUGCUUUAACUAGGAGAAGGAGAGGUGUGGUACUGAUUCUAAUUUUUUUUAUUUUUAAUUUUAGUCUGAUUUAUUCUUUUUAUAAGUUAGGUUUAGUGGUAUUGUGUUGGGAUGUAUGAAAGGAAAGGGAAGUGGUUGUCAGUGAAGCUGCAUGGGAAGUGUUUUUGAUACCUUGAUGCAUGUCAGAUUGCUGUGCCUUUUUUCUUUUUUCAGCGAUUGAUCUCUUUGUUGUAUUGAUUAUUUUUCUUUCUUUGUUAAUUUGUCAAAUUGUUGUAAUAACCCAGAUUAAUUUCAAGAGUUUCAUUUUGUUUCAA
Ricinus communis (castor bean) is the source of this 2241-nucleotide messenger RNA. RefSeq names its product basic leucine zipper 61. Gene Ontology annotation, biological process: positive regulation of DNA-templated transcription. The coding region runs from base 423 to 1400 and encodes 325 amino acids. The transcript has 4 exons. Gene Ontology annotation, molecular function: DNA-binding transcription factor activity; DNA binding. Gene Ontology annotation, cellular component: nucleus. The record is from RefSeq and is a predicted model, not a curated record. NCBI's taxonomy places the organism in Eukaryota, Viridiplantae, Streptophyta, Magnoliopsida, Malpighiales, Euphorbiaceae.